Messenger RNA from Mya arenaria, 324 nucleotides. RefSeq names its product zinc finger protein 32-like. The transcript is spliced from 2 exons. Gene Ontology annotation, molecular function: DNA-binding transcription factor activity; RNA polymerase II cis-regulatory region sequence-specific DNA binding. Lineage: Eukaryota; Metazoa; Mollusca; Bivalvia; Myida; Myidae. The record is from RefSeq and is a predicted model, not a curated record. Gene Ontology annotation, biological process: regulation of transcription by RNA polymerase II. The coding region runs from base 1 to 324 and encodes 107 amino acids.
AUGCGACGUCAUUCCGGACAGCGGCCAUUCACGUGUGAUAUUUGUGGGAAAGCAUUCACAACCAAGGGAAACAUGCAGGCCCACGUUGCACGUGCUCACACAGACGAGACACCAUGUGCAUGGCCCACAUGCGCAAAGGUUUUUAAAGAGAAAAAGAGUCUUCAGAUACAUGAGAGAAUUCACACAGGGGAAAAACCAUACAGCUGCUCCAAAUGUCACCAGGCUUUCACCCAGCUUGGGACGCUAAAGGAACACAUAUUGAUCAAUGCCGGCCUCAAACCCCACUUUUGUGACCUAUGUGGCCUGGAAUUCAGGUGUAAGUAA